Messenger RNA from Drosophila mauritiana, 6658 nucleotides. RefSeq names its product myotubularin-related protein 13 (gene Sbf). The transcript is spliced from 11 exons. Bases 181 to 6102 code for a protein of 1973 amino acids. The record is from RefSeq and is a predicted model, not a curated record. Lineage: Eukaryota; Metazoa; Arthropoda; Insecta; Diptera; Drosophilidae.
GAAAAUUAUUGUGUAUUGCAUCUAUCUUUUUCUAUGCGAACUUAAAAAUAAUAAUUAUAGCCCCGAAUUCUUUGAGAUUUGCUGGCAGUUAGCGGGGAUUUCGGCUGCAGCCGGCUGCGAGAUUUGGCUAGUAAAGAGCCGUAGGAUCCUAAGCGACUGGCCGGCAAUGUGGUGGGAAAGAUGUCCCGGCUCGCUGAUUACUUCGUAAUAGUCGGCUACGACAGCGAUAAGGAAAAAACUGCCAGCAAUGUAGGCGGCCAGCCGACAUGCGGCAAGAUCGUUCAGCGCUUUCCCGAGAAAGAUUGGCCGGACACUCCGUUUAUCGAGGGCAUUGAAUGGUUCUGCCAGCCGCUCGGCUGGAGUUUAUCGUACGAGAAGCAGGAGCCCAAGUUCUUCGUCUCUGUACUGACGGACAUCGAUGCGAACAAGCACUACUGCGCCUGCCUCAGCUUCCAUGAGACGGUGGCCAUCACGCAGACGCGCAGCGUCGACGACGAGGAUGAGACCAUCGGGAGCAGCAGGCUGCUGGGAGCCACACCCUCCUCGACGGAUGGCAUCACGGCCACAUCCACGCCGGCUUCCAUUACGCACCACAGCGUCAUGUAUGCACCAAAGUGUCUGGUGCUCAUAUCACGUUUGGACUGUGCCGAGACCUUUAAAAAUUGUCUCGGCACCAUCUACACGGUGUAUAUUGAGAACUUGGCGUAUGGAUUGGAGACACUCAUAGGAAACAUUCUGGGCUGCAUCCAAGUUCCUCCAGCGGGUGGACCGCAGGUGCGCUUCUCCAUAGGAGCAGGAGACAAGCAGUCGCUCCAGCCACCGCAGAGCUCCUCCCUGCCCACAACCGGAAGUGGAGUUCACUUCCUAUUUAAGCAACUGGGCAUCAAGAAUGUGCUGAUACUGCUUUGCGCCGUGAUGACAGAGAACAAGAUUCUGUUUCUUUCUAAGUGCUAUUGGCACUUGACGGACAGCUGCAGAGCUUUGGUGGCAUUGAUGUAUCCCUUUCGGUAUACUCAUGUUUAUAUACCAAUUCUGCCGGCGCCACUCACGGAAGUGCUGUCCACACCCACGCCAUUUAUUAUGGGCAUACAUAGCUCACUGCAAACUGAGAUUACGGAUCUACUGGAUGUUAUUGUGGUGGAUUUGGAUGGCGGCCUCGUUACCAUUCCCGAGUCGCUGACGCCGCCUGUUCCUAUUCUUCCCUCACCGCUGUGGGAACAGACCCAGGACUUGCUCAGCAUGAUCCUGUUUCCAAACCUGGCGCAGGCCGAUCUGGCGUUUCCCACAUUAGAGCGGCCUUCAGCUAUUGCCAAGACUGACGCCCAGAUUGAUAAGGAACUUCGCGCCAUAUUCAUGCGCCUUUUCGCUCAGCUACUGCAGGGAUAUCGCUCCUGCCUGACUAUCAUUCGGAUCCACCCAAAGCCGGUGAUCACCUUCCACAAGGCAGGAUUUCUCGGCGCCCGCGAUAUGAUAGAGAGCGAAUUCCUGUUUAGGGUCCUGGACAGCAUGUUUUUCACGACGUUUGUCAACGAACGAGGCCCUCCCUGGCGAUCCUCCGAUGCCUGGGAUGAGCUCUACAGCUCAAUGAACGAACUGCUGAAAUCGGAGGCGCAGAAUCGAAAUCUCAUACUCACACAUAUCCAGGAAUUGGGACGAGUGCUAUAUGAAAAUGAGGGCACUCUGGCUCACAUCAACUAUGCCCAAAAGGUACUGCGUCCGCCGGAGGGCGCAUUCCAGCGUAUUCAUCAACCAGCUUUUCCGCGCAUAAGUUCGGAAAAGGUCGAGCUUAUCAUACAGGAAGGAAUACGCAAGAACGGAGUGCCACAACGAUUUCAUGUAACACGCAAUCAGCACCGCAUCAUUCCGAUGGGACCCAGGUUACCCGAGGCAUUGGAUGUGCGCCCCAAUGUCCAAAACUCGGCCCGGCGACUGGAGGUGCUGCGGAUCUGUGUGUCAUACAUCUUUGAGAAUCGGAUUACAGAUGCCCGAAAACUGCUGCCGGCUGUGAUGCGCACCCUGAUGCACCGGGAUGCGCGCUUGAUCUUGUGCCGCGAGUUCUUUGGAUAUGUGCACGGCAAUAAGGCAGUGCUGGACCAUCAACAGUUUGAGUUAGUUGUGCGAUUCAUGAACAAGGCGCUGCAAAAAUCAUCCGGGAUUGAUGAGUACACAGUGGCUGCGGCUCUGCUGCCCAUGUCCACAAUCUUCUGCCGUAAGCUCUCGACUGGAGUUGUGCAAUUUGCGUACACAGAGAUACAGGAUCACGCCAUCUGGAAAAAUUUGCAGUUUUGGGAGUCUACGUUCUUCCAGGAUGUCCAAGGUCAAAUAAAGGCAUUGUAUCUGCUUCACAGACGUCAGAACGAGCAUCAAAAGGAGGCCAACUGUGUGCUGGACGAAGUUCCUCUAGAGGAGCCCACGGCGCUUGAAAUUACAGCCGAGCAGUUGCGCAAAAGUCCAAGCAUCGAGGAGGAGAAAAAAGCCGAGCUGGCCAAGUCGGAGGAGUCAACGUUGUACAGCCAGGCGAUUCACUUUGCUAACCGUAUGGUUUCCCUGCUGGUUCCACUGGAUGUAAAUGUGGAUGCAGCCAGUAAGCCGAAACCGGCGUUUCGUCUAGAGGAAAAUCACAGUGUUUCCAAUAGUAUUAUGGGCUCACACAGCCUAAGCGAACAUUCCGACGAAGGAUUCGAGGAGAACAAUGCUUUGGAAAUAGGUGUCACGGUUGGGAAAACCAUUUCACGCUUCAUUGACUGCGUUUGUACCGAAGGUGGAGUGACCUCCGAGCAUAUACGCAAUUUGCAUGACAUGGUACCGGGUGUUGUGCAUAUGCACAUCGAGUCCCUGGAACCGGUUUAUCUGGAGGCUAAGCGUCAUCCGCACGUGCAGAAGCCCAAAAUUCAAACGCCAUGCCUGCUGCCAGGAGAGGACCUGGUGACCGACCACCUGCGUUGCUUUCUUAUGCCGGAUGGACGCGAAGAUGAAACCCAGUGCCUGAUACCCGCCGAGGGAGCUCUUUUCCUCACCAACUACCGUGUGAUUUUCAAGGGUUCACCUUGCGAUCCCUUCUUUUGCGAGCAGGUGAUUGUUCGCACUUUUCCGAUUGCCUCCCUGCUAAAGGAGAAAAAGAUAUCCGUGCUGUACCUGGCUCAUCUGGAUCAAACGCUGACAGAAGGACUGCAGCUGCGUUCCAGCAGCUUUCAACUGAUCAAGGUCGCUUUUGAUCCGGAAGUAACUCCCGAGCAGAUUGAGAGCUUUAGAAAGAUAUUGAGCAAAGCGAGGCAUCCGUUUGAUGAGUUUGAGUACUUCGCUUUUCAAUCAUACGGCACAAUGCUCCAGGGCGUGGCUCCGUUGAAAACGAAGGAAAAAUAUUCGACUUUAAAGGGAUUUGCCAAAAAAACGCUGCUCCGCGGGGCCAAAAAGGCUGGAUUCAAGCAGAAGCAGCAGACCAAGCGCAAAUUGGUUUCUGAUUAUGAUUACGGAAGUGCAGAUGCGCAGGAAACACAGUCCAUCGACGAUGAGCUGGAAGAUGGAGAUGAGUUUGAAACCCAAAACAAUGCCAUGCCCAGAUUGCUAACCACAAAAGAUGUCGAACGUAUGCGGGAGAGAAGCUAUGUGCAGGACUGGAAGCGGCUCGGGUUCGAUGCGGAAUCACAGCGUGGUUUCCGUAUAAGCAAUGCCAAUACCAGCUACGCCACCUGCCGCUCCUAUCCGGCUAUAAUUGUGGCCCCUGUGCAGUGCAGUGACGCGGCAAUAAUGCAUUUGGGUCGGUGCUUCAAGGGCCAGCGCAUUCCACUGCCCACAUGGCGGCAUGCGAACGGAGCGCUGCUCAUUCGAGGUGGUCAACCCAAUAGCAAAUCGGUCAUUGGAAUGCUAAAAAACACCACGGGGAGCACCACGAACGCCCAUCACGAUGUCACGCAUUAUCCCGAGCAGGAUAAAUACUUCCUAGCUCUGAUCAACACGAUGCCUAAGCUAACGCCCCUGGCACUCAAUCAGUAUUCGGGCAUGAAUCUCUCGAUGAGCUCGUUGAUGGGCCACAGCUCCUCCGACGAUCGACAGCCUCUUACUCCGGAAUUGUCGCGCAAACAUAAGAACAACCUGGAUAUUAGUGAUGGCAACAAGUCCAGUCAAGGAGGUAAAAGCGGAACAAUGAAGGGAAAUCCCAAAAACUCAUCGGCACAUCCCUUCCGCAAGAUGCGGCUUUACGCAUUGGGAGAGAAAUCCCAAGCCAAGUCCAACAUGAAUGUUGAUUUUUGCGCGGACUUCAUUCCCGUGGACUAUCCCGACAUCAGGCAAUCGAGACCAGCCUUCAAAAAAUUGAUACGCGCCUGCAUGCCAUCGCAUAAUACCAACGAGGCCGAUGGACAGAGCUUUGCCAAGAUGGUGGAGCAGUCAGACUGGCUGCAACAGAUCUCCUCACUGAUGCAGUUGUCUGGUGCCGUGGUUGACCUGAUCGAUUUGCAGGAGAGCAGCGUGAUGCUAUCUCUGGAAGAUGGCUCCGAUGUGACCGCCCAGCUCAGUUCAAUAGCCCAGCUGUGCUUGGAUCCCUACUACCGAAGUCUGGACGGUUUUCGUGUGCUGGUUGAGAAGGAGUGGUUGGCUUUUGGUCACCGCUUUGCGCAUCGCAGUAACCUCAAGCCGUCGCAUGCAAACACAAAUAUUGCGUUUGCACCCACCUUUCUGCAGUUCCUCGAUGUAGUACAUCAACUGCAACGCCAGUUUCCCAUGGCCUUCGAAUUUAAUGAUUUCUAUUUGAGAUUCCUGGCAUAUCACUCAGUGUCGUGCCGGUUCCGCACCUUCCUUUUUGACUGUGAACUUGAGCGAUCGGAUUCGGGUAUUGCUGCGAUGGAGGACAAACGAGGAUCGCUGAAUGCAAAGCAUAUGUUUGGAGCCGGUGGUAUGGCGGCCAAUGGAUCAGACGAUGAGUGCAGCGUGUACCCUCUGGAUAUCAGGAGUCAAAGGACACCCGCUCCCCUUAAUCGCAUUGGUCACUCUAUCUUCGAUUAUAUCGAACGGCAGCAUAACAAGACGCCCAUAUUUUAUAAUUUUCUCUAUUCGGGAGAUAAAAGCAUGACUCUGCGACCGCAAAAUAAUGUGGCUGCUUUGGAUCUAUGGUGUUAUUAUACCAACGAAGAGCUGGCUCAGGGAGCGCCGUACGAUUUAGAAGUGACUACUGUGGACGACGAAAUCGAUCUGUCCGAGACGAAGGGAAAACGCAUGGUCAUUACCGCCGGAUACGACAACAUGGAGAAGUGUAAUCCCAAUGCCUACGUUUGCCUACUAAGCGAGGUGAAGCAAGCGGAGACGGAGCGAGGCCACCUUCCCCAAAAGUGGCUGCAGGUGUGGAAUAGCUUGGAAGUGCCCCAACUGGAGCCAGUUGCUCGGAAUACAUCGCUGGGAAACAUCUUCGUGCAGACGCAUCAGCACAAACGUUCUACACUAGAGAUCAUCAUGAAGGGUCGUCUGGCAGGUUACCAGGACAAGUACUUCCACCCGCAUCGUUUCGAGAAGCAUCCAUACACCACGCCCACCAACUGUAAUCACUGCACCAAGCUGCUCUGGGGACCGGUUGGCUACCGGUGCAUGGACUGCGGAAACUCCUAUCACGAGAAGUGCACGGAGCUCUCAAUGAAGAACUGCACAAAGUACAAGGCCAUAGAUGGAGCUGUUGGACCGCCGAAUGUGAACAUGUCGCAGGGCGACACGGCAAGCAUCGCUUCCAGCGCGGCCACAACGGCGCGCACCUCAAGCCAUCACUUCUAUAACCAGUUUAGCAGUAACGUUGCCGAAAAUCGAACACAUGAGGGACAUUUGUACAAACGUGGCGCCUUGCUCAAGGGCUGGAAACAGCGAUGGUUCGUGUUGGACUCUAUUAAGCAUCAACUUCGUUACUAUGACACCUCCGAAGAUACCGCUCCGAAGGGCAUCAUUGAACUGGCUGAAGUCCAAUCUGUAACUGCCGCACAACCUGCACAAAUUGGCGCCAAGGGCGUAGAUGAAAAGGGAUUUUUUGAUCUUAAAACAUCCAAGCGCAUCUAUAAUUUCUACGCAAUCAAUGCAAAUCUGGCACAGGAAUGGAUCGAAAAGUUGCAGGCAUGUUUGCAAUAGACAGACAAUGCAAAACGAAGCUUUUUUCACACCCUGAAAUUCGUUAAAUUUCCUUUCUGUUUUGUUCGGCGAUCUGAAGUUUUGUUAUAGGAUAAAUCAGUAUGUUUCCAGUUCUACGUAUUAAUAUUUUGAAUCUGUGGCGCUGCCAUCAUAUCAUAGCUAAACUAUCACUUUAGAAUUCCCUUAAUUGAUUUGAGAAAUCGCUCGCACCCAUUAACAUAAAUGUUAGCAACAAUUAUGCCAAGCAACAAGCGAAACUUUAGUUAAACAAUGAAAUCCAUUUGUAAAUGUGAAUGUAAAGAAACUAUAAAAUUAUGUGAUUAUAUAAACAAACAAAAAUCAGACUAUGAUAAAUUAACGAUAAAAUGGAAAAGCCACGCCCGCAAGUUUUUUGAUAUAAUUUUUUAUAUAUAUACAUAUAUCCUUAUGCCUAAACUAUAUAGGUUUAUAGUGAAUUUACCAAAGAAUAUUCCACCUUUGUUGCGCAAUUGAAAUGCAUUUCUUGAUUGCUUCCUUUAAACUAAACCCUAUUAUUAAACGCUUUCCUUUAUUUAUA